AUGGCUGCUUCGACUAUCAUCCCAUCAGUGGAGUAUGUGCCUGUGGACACUGAUCUCCAGAAGCUGCACGAGGUUGGCAAGACCUAUCGUGAUCUCCCAGCAGACAUCUAUGGACUGGCCAUAGCGGUCAGUGUCGUCGACCUGCCGGAGGUGAUCACAUGCAGAGCGACGAAGGCUCAGACGGCGGGCGUCCUUUUCGGAUUCACCGCCCUGAGUGUGAACCUGUGGCUUCAAGGACUAAUCCUGUACUAUGAUAAAUUCGAAGGCCUGGGAUAUUCACCGGCGGUGACUUGCGGCCCAUUCUUGUUCGUAGCGGGCCAGGUGGGCGUGGGGGAUAGCGGCGUCGUUGAAGACCCGGAGGCCCAGUUUCGGCUGGCUUUUGAGAAGCUCUUCGCGCUUUGCCGCGAGGCGGGUUUCUCAGUGCCGGGAGAUUUGGUGGAGGUGAAGACCUUCCAUGUGGACAUGGACAAGCACGAGGCAGCAUUCUUUAAGGUGAAAAAGGAGUUCUUCCCGGCUCCGCCCUAUCCGGCCUUCACCGGCUUGAUCGAGGUCCAGAAGCUGGGCAUGAGCGGCCUUCUCCUCGAAGUUGCCGGCACUGCCUACCGAGUGAACCACUACAUUGUGCAGGGUGCAGUUCACGAAGCGCAG
Molecule: messenger RNA, 648 nt
Organism: Symbiodinium necroappetens
Lineage: Eukaryota; Dinophyceae; Suessiales; Symbiodiniaceae
Source: the annotation of a GenBank genome assembly